Molecule: messenger RNA, 1764 nt
Organism: Trypanosoma theileri
Lineage: Eukaryota; Euglenozoa; Kinetoplastea; Trypanosomatida; Trypanosomatidae
Exons: 1
Coding region: 1-1764 (587 amino acids)
Biological process (GO): transmembrane transport
Cellular component (GO): membrane
Molecular function (GO): transmembrane transporter activity
Source: RefSeq, a predicted model, not a curated record
AUGGUUGUCUCAGAUUACCGUAUCAACGAGCUCCGUCGCUUUCGUAUACUGGUGGGCGGUCUUGCCGCUGCAGGCUCUGCGUCUGUCUUUUACGGGUUCAACCUCAUCAGCAACUAUCUUCAGGUCGGCUAUGGACUUGACGGGAACGAUCUGACGACCAUCACCACCACCGGAAUUGUUGUUGGUUUUGUGACUUUUCCCUGUGGGAUGCUGUUGGACUACGCAGGGCCCAUGUGGGUGCUCGUUAUUGGCACUAUCUUGUCUGCACUCGGUGCUCUUCUUUACGGUCUGGUGUUCAACGGCCUGAUUGCUGCCUCCGUGGUGCGGUUUGCUGUCUUUUGUGCCUUCCUGAAUUUUGGAUGCUUGAGUUUUGACACUGGCUCGUUGAUGGCAGUGCUGGGGAGCUUCCCGCUGGACAGGGGCCUUGUGGUGGCGCAGAUGAAGACGUUGAAUGGCCUCGGUGUCUCUGUGUUGGCUGCUAUCAAUAUUGGUUUUUUUCGCGAGAAGUAUGCUGCCUACAUGUAUUUCCUAACAGGUACUUUGGUAGUUCUUGGAUGUUUUUCAGCGUUUUUUAUUCGUUUUCCCCCAUACCACAUUGUCGAUGGUGAGAAGAAUAAGGUACCAGAGGAGGUGCAACGGCGGCGACGACUGGUUGAGCUAUACUACCUGCAGCAGCGACCAUCGCGGCGACGUUUUGCGAUUGGUUUCAUCAUCAUCAUCUCACUGAUCAUUUAUCUGACGACGCAGUCACUGUGCUCGGCUUACAUCCCGGGCGUUUCUGACACCUCCCGGAGGGGCAUUGCUGCUGGAGCGAUUGUGCUUGUGCUGAUGGUGAUGCUGAUGGCGGCACCCCUACCGUUCCUUGGGGGCAUGCCGGUUCCGGCGAACGAAGCACUUCCGCCCCUGCCGCAGGAGCCGGAGGAGGGAGGGCAGGUGGCUGAGGAGAAGGCGGAGCUGGACGAGAACGCCAUGAUGAUGGAAAAAAGCAACCUUGAUCCACAGUACCAGGGCACAUUCUGGUCGGACCUGAAGACACUGGACUUGUGGUUGAUGUGGUGGAACACACUGGCUACUUGGGGAUGUGGCCUUGUCAUCAGCUUCAACAGCGCCCAGAUAUACCGUGCAUUGAAUGAUAACGUAUACGAAGCCCCGACAAACUCGAUGUAUUCAGCCAUCAUGGGUGUCGGGAGUGCCUUUGGUCGUCUUUCGAUUGGAUUCCUGGAGACUUUGAUUCUCCGACGGGAUCCCGGAAACCGUCCUGUGAUUACCUGCCUCUACCCAAUUGCCUCAAUUGUACUCGUGUUGGGUGUUGUAUUUCUACUGGCACUGCCUCUGAAGUCGAAAGCGGUCAUAAUCGGGUUCUUUUUGGGCGCGUUUGGCAACGGAGCCAGCUGGGCAAGCACAGCACUGAUGAUGCGAUCACUGUAUGCAAAGGACAUUGGCAAGCACUACAAUUUCAUGUUAUUAGGAGCACUGAUUGCUGUCAUCGCACUGAACCGCUUCGCGUACGGCGAGGAAUUCACACGACUUGCAAGAAAGAAUGGUACGUAUCCCUAUUGCGGUGGCAAGGCAUGCGUGCAAAAUGCCCUAAUCAUAUUGUUGUGCGUGAAUGCGACUGCAAUCGUUGCGAGCACUAUUGUCCACAUCCGCUACCGCAGUUUCGUGAGGAGGACUCGUGCUGCGCACUGUGCAGCGGGUCCCGUCCAAUAUUCUCCUGAUGUGGCAUGUAAUAUGGGUGCAAUCCCCUACACCCCACAUGAAUGA